Pungitius pungitius (ninespine stickleback) is the source of this 1690-nucleotide messenger RNA. RefSeq names its product U6 snRNA biogenesis 1 (gene usb1). Gene Ontology annotation, biological process: U6 snRNA 3'-end processing. The record is from RefSeq and is a predicted model, not a curated record. The transcript has 7 exons. The coding region runs from base 180 to 1034 and encodes 284 amino acids. NCBI's taxonomy places the organism in Eukaryota, Metazoa, Chordata, Actinopteri, Perciformes, Gasterosteidae. Gene Ontology annotation, cellular component: nucleus. Gene Ontology annotation, molecular function: 3'-5'-RNA exonuclease activity.
UUUACACCGGAAGCGAAGCGCUGCGUGUAGGGCACGGCGGCUGGAUGUUUGCCGCGGUGGGAAAUGCGAUUUGAAGCAGUGACCAAAACAAAUGAUAUAACUAAAUAUCUGUGUUAAUUAUUCUGUGUUCUUUCGGCACAAUUCGUUAUGUGAGGCCAUAAUAGUAACGCCCUCCGCGCAUGUCACAAACUGGUCCCAGGAUGUUGGUCGGCUACAGCAGCAGCAGCUCGGAGGAGGACAGCGAGGCGGCGACCGACCGAAUCAAAAGGUGUUCUCCGAAGUGUCAAGAGCAAGAUGGAGGUGGCAAUGCCAGCCCGGCGAGGAAGAAACACAAAAUUGAAGAACAGGUUUCUAAAACUAGGCUGCCUCUUCCUGGUAUCCUGUUGGACAUGUUUCCAGAGGAUGUGGGCUCUCAGGCUGAAGACAGCUCUCUUCAUGGCGGACGCGUCCGCUCUUUCAAACAUGAAAGAGGCAACUGGGCCACCUAUGUUUAUCUACCAUACCAUCCCGAGGAGGAGUUUGGGGAGCUAUUGGAGGAGCUGCUCUCGAUAGCCGGGGCCCACGGUGCGGUUUGGACCCCACAAGAGGAGCUCCACCUCAGCCUGUCUCAAACGGUGGUGCUCCGACACCACUGGAUCCAGCCCUUUAACCGAAGCCUCAGGGCCGGCCUGGUGCACUGCAAGAGGUUUGUUUGUUCGGCAGGGAGACUGAGACUCUACAGUAAUGAUGAGAGGACGAGGACAUUCCUGGGGAUGGAAGUGUGUACCGGUCAUGCUCCAUUGUUGGACCUGGUCCAAGCAGUGGACAGAACAAUGAAGGAGUUUCGUCUGGAGACAUUUUAUAAGGAACCAUCUUUCCAUGUGAGUCUGGCCUGGUGUGUGGGAGACUUGACCGCACAGUUGGGGCAGUGCCUUCAGGAGAUGCAGAGAGUGGUUGAUGACCACGAAGAGGGACCAUUUCUGCUGCGGUUGGACUGCGUGGAGCUGCGCUGCAGGACAGGAAACAAGACCUUCCGCUUCCCUCUGGAGCCCUGAAAUUUGACACUCUUAUUACUCGACCUUUACUACUUUGUAAAUGUUGAAAAACUUUAAACCUGCAAGAGCUGGAAACAAAGAUGAUUAAGGCUCUGUGGUAAAGCUUAUUUUAAAAAUAUGAAUUGUAUUUUAAUACUGUAAAUGAAUAAAGUUGCAACUAGUUUUGUACUUCCUUUUGCGUGGGACGGUACUGAUGCCACGAGGUGUGAUCAGCGUUCAGGGAGGUGUCUUUUUCUCGUACGGGCGACAUGCAAAAGUCUGCAGUUUUGAAUCCUCGCAGAGUGGUUUAUAAUUUACCUUAAUGGCAUUAACACAGGCCAUGUAGUUACAGUGUUUAUUAAAUCCCAAGGCUCAACUGUCCUGGAGUGCAAAUAUCUCAUUUCUUCAAGUGUGAAGAAAUUGGUAUUUGAUCUCUAUAUAUCUAUUUAAAGAUAUAUAUAUCUAUAUAGAUAUAUAACUAUAUUUUAACAGGAUUGCACUGAAGACUCAAUAAAAAUAGCUGCGCAGCAGUCAAGAGGCAGAGGACGGUAUCUAGUAAUGUUUUAAUAAAACAACAGAUAACGUUUAUUAGCCCGUUCCCCAAACUAAUUGAACUUUGUAAAUCAGGGAUAAACCAUCUUAUCUUCGCAGUAGUUUCUUUUUUUAUUGCCCAUUAA